Cryptococcus deneoformans JEC21 is the source of this 1351-nucleotide messenger RNA. Its product is annotated as sec14 cytosolic factor, putative. The transcript has 6 exons. The coding region runs from base 41 to 913 and encodes 290 amino acids. The record is from RefSeq and is a predicted model, not a curated record. Lineage: Eukaryota; Fungi; Basidiomycota; Tremellomycetes; Tremellales; Cryptococcaceae.
CUCUUUACUACUCUAUAUUUGAUUCCAAGGUAUAUCUACAAUGGCCACUACAGACUUCCUCUCAGGACACCCGGGACACCUCUCAGAGGCCCAGCAAUCCACCCUCGAAGCCUUCCGAACAGAGCUUCUCUCCUCUGGCCUCAUCCCCGCCGACGCCGACAAGGAAGCCUUCGUGCAGCGUAUCGGCUAUGACCGUUUCGAUGACCAGACUCUCUUGAGAUUCUUGAGGGCGCGCAAGUUUGAUAUCCCCAAGGCCAAGAUCAUGUGGGAGGCGAAUGAAAAGUGGAGGAAAGAGUUUGGCGCGGACGACAUUGCUGCCAACGGCUUUGACUAUCCCGAAUACGAAAAAGUCGCGCAAUACUACCCGCAGUACUACCACAAGUCCGACAGGGAGGGUCGUCCCGUCUACAUCGAGCAGCUCGGCAAGCUCGACAUCCCCAAGCUCUACGCGCUCACCACCCAGGAGAGACAGCUCAAGCGACUUGUUUCAGAGUAUGAAAAGUUCCUCAGGGACCGAUGCCCUGCCUGUUCCGAGGAGAUUGGACACCUUGUAGAGACUAGUUGUACUAUUUUGGACUUGUACAAUGCUGGUAUCUCUAGCUUCUACAAGGUCAAGGACUAUGUUUCUGCAGCCUCUACCAUUGGCCAAAACAACUACCCCGAGACAAUGGGCCACAUGUUCAUCAUCAACGCCCCUUACCUCUUUUCCACCGUCUGGUCCCUCAUCAAACCCUGGCUGGACGAAGCUACCGUUCGUAAAAUCCAUAUCCUCGGUAAAUCCUACAAGGCCGAGUUGCAAGAGUACAUUUCUGCGGAGAACUUGCCAGUCGAGUUGGGGGGCACGUGUAAAUGUCCUGGGGGGUGUAACUUGAGUGAUGCCGGGCCUUGGAAUAAGGCUGCGGAGGGUGCUUAAGGUUGAGGAAUGAAUUGAUUUUUUUUCAGGAGUGGAUGGAUGGAAGGGGAAAAAGGGGACAUUUUAUUGCUGUAAAAAGGGCGUGGAACAAGACGACAAGAGACUGGAUGGGACUGGGGAUAUAGAUUUGGAUGGCGGAGGACAUAAAUUUCAUACCCGUGGUUCAACACACAAGAUAUUAAAUCGGUGCUCGGAGCGAGCGGCGGCGAAUGAAGGGGUUGGGAGGGUUGGAGGGAUUUGUCGUUGGGAAAGAAAAAAAAGAGCUCAACCUUUUGGGUAGUAGCGGGGAUGGCGGAUUAGAGAUUACAGAUAUCUACAUACGGUUAGAUGAGUCUUUCCCGAGAAAUCUGUGCUUCAAAUUUUAAAGCUUUCGGUAUCUCUUUUCCAUCGUCACUAUACUUCAUAUAUGUACGGUGAUAGAAGCUUGCACGUAUACAC